Tachysurus fulvidraco (yellow catfish) is the source of this 1360-nucleotide messenger RNA. It is a transcript of the gene eda2r, whose product is annotated as ectodysplasin A2 receptor. Gene Ontology annotation, cellular component: plasma membrane. Gene Ontology annotation, biological process: positive regulation of canonical NF-kappaB signal transduction; positive regulation of JNK cascade. Gene Ontology annotation, molecular function: protein binding; signaling receptor activity. NCBI's taxonomy places the organism in Eukaryota, Metazoa, Chordata, Actinopteri, Siluriformes, Bagridae. The record is from RefSeq and is a predicted model, not a curated record. The transcript has 9 exons. The coding region runs from base 225 to 1220 and encodes 331 amino acids.
GUUUUAUUUUUCGUUUCGCAAGCGCCGGGAUUCAAGUUCGCGUGAAAGCGUGUGACAUGUCGGGACAUGUCCGUCCAUAUGUCCAUCCACACUGACGCGCGCGCGCGCACACACACACACACACACACACACACACACACACACACACAGACACAGGAGCCUCAGCAGCAGCGUGAGAACCCGAGCGGAGCGCGAGAGGAUCUGGGACCCGGGGAGCAGUGAAGAUGGACUGUGCAGAAGACGAGUUUUCUGCUCAUGGUGAAUGUCAGAGGUGUCCACGCUGUCCCCCGGGACAUGAACUGAAACAGGAGUGUGGCUAUGGUGUGGGCGGAGCCAGUGUAUGUGGUGUGUGUGAUCGACGCUGGUUUAAGGAAGACUGGGGCUCACACUCAUGCAGGAUGUGUCAGAACUGCCAUCGCCUUAACAGACAGGAAAUUACGACAUGCACACACACACACAAUGCUGUGUGUGGAGACUGUCUGCCUGGGUUCUACAGUAAGAGGCGACUGGACGGACUGCAGGAUUUGGAGUGUUUGCCUUGUGGUUCUGCACACAUCAAACACACACAGUGUGAAAAUAAAGGUACCACUGUUAAAACAUGGAGUUCCGAAGCUCCGCCCCUCAACGUUGCCACAAUGAUGACUGCAUGCUUGACAGCUGUUGCCAUGGCAGCCGUUUUAUUGAUUAUUAUGGUUAUGAUGUGCCGAGGAUUUAACACACUUCGGAAAAUGUUUAAAGGCUGUUUAUCACCCCGCUGUCACCGUGACAUUGCAGCUCCCUCCGUUUCCGUAGCGACGGAGUACAGCAUGACCCAGGAAGCAGAAUAUAGAUGUUUGGACCUCACUGCCGCCUCACUUCCUGUGGAACGCAGCACCCUCUUCAGUGACAUCACUUCCUGUGGUGUCAUCACCCAGGCAACGGGGUCACACCAUAGCGGGGCGGGGUGGGCGGCGCACGGCCCAGUGGAGUGCACGGAGCGAGAGAUUUUACACGGACAGAAGAGAACACUGAUGUCUGAGGUUUGGUCUGUAACAGAAAACACAAGCUUGUCUUUACAAGGAGAACGUUUACAUCCUGAACUUUCACAGCAGGAACAUCUACCAGGACCGGAUUCUACAGCUAAUACCGCUAAUACCGCUAACACCGCUAACACCGCUAAUACAAACGCUAGUACACCUAAUAAUGCUAAUAAUGUAUGUCAAUAUAGAGAAUCAUGCUAACUGCAUUUUACUCUCUCAUUCAUUUCCUACCGCUUAUCUGAACUUCUCGGGUCACGGGGAGUCUGUGCCUAUCUCAGGCGUCAUCGGGCAUCGAGGCAGGAUACACCCUGGACGGAGUUCCAACCCAUCACAGGGCACAC